AUGAACAACCACGCACUCUUCAUUGGCUCGUUCUUCCUCACCUUCACGACCCUCUUCGUAGGCUCGCGCUUUCUCAACGCCAGGCUCGAAGAAGCGGGCUACGACACCUCCAGAUUGAUUCUCAUCGGUCUUGAGCCAAAAGGUCACACCACCCCGGCAGGCAGCAACAUGGCGUUCUCCUCCACCACAACCGGAUACACCCACUUUGUGGCUUUGGCACUCGCUCUUGCUAGCAGCGCUUUCAUCUACCUCAAAUUUGCGUCGCCGAAACGAAAGCCAGUUCUUGACCCCAAAGUUUGGCAAGAAUUCACUUUGAAGGAGAAAAUUAUCGUGUCGCCGAAUACCGCCGUUUACCGCUUCGCCCUCCCUCGCCCCGAAGACGUCCUUGGUUUACCCAUUGGGCAGCACAUAUCCAUUUCUGCGGAAAUUAAUGGCAAGGAAAUCACCUACGAGAAGGGCAACAUCUCCCGCCAUGUGUCUCUCCUUAAAAUUGGCGACAAGGCACGAAUCCGUGGUCCCAAGGGCUUUUUCAAGUAUAUCCCGACCCUGGCGCGCGAGAUUGGCAUGAUUGCCGGUGGUACUGGCAUCACACCCAUGCUGCAAAUCAUCCGCGCGGCAUUGAAGAACCCUGCAGACAGGACUCGCUUGAGUCUUAUCUACGCCAAUGUUAACGCUGAGGACAUUCUUCUCAAGAAAGAACUCGAUGACCUCGUUAUUGCGCAUCCCGAUCGGUUCUCGGUAUACUACGUCCUCAACAAUCCGCCAGAAGGGUGGACCGGAGGCGUCGGCUUCGUCACGAAAGAACAGAUUGAAAAAUACUUGCCCCCCACCGCCGAGGACAUCAAGCUUCUCAUGUGUGGUCCUCCACCAAUGAUGACAGCGAUGAAGAAGCACCUUGCUGAAUUGAACUACACUGCACCCCGCACCGUCAGCAAACUCGAAGAUCAGGUCUUUGUGUUCUAA
This is a messenger RNA of Pisolithus orientalis, 963 nucleotides long. RefSeq names its product NADH-cytochrome b5 reductase. The transcript has 7 exons. The record is from RefSeq and is a predicted model, not a curated record. Gene Ontology annotation, molecular function: oxidoreductase activity. Lineage: Eukaryota; Fungi; Basidiomycota; Agaricomycetes; Boletales; Pisolithaceae. Bases 1 to 963 code for a protein of 320 amino acids. Gene Ontology annotation, cellular component: endoplasmic reticulum.